CCUGCCGAGCGCAGCCAGGCGCGCAGCGCUCCGGUGGGCGCUCAAAUUGGGCAGCUGCGAAGAUCUGCCAGGAGUGUGGUGCUCCGGCUUCGGCUGCCCCUGGACCUGGCCCGGCCCCUGUGCCCUUCUUGGACUCUCAGCAGAGGCGUCUUUGGCCUGAAGAGGCCAAAGUUCUGCGGGACGCACUGGUCGGCGCCGGGCAGUCCCUCCGCGGGACUUGGUGCGGACGGGGCGCGCGCGGGUGGGUGCUGGGGCGGCGGCGCGCGCAGAAGGCUGCCCACCGCCGAAGGUGGCUCGGGGAGUUGAAAGGGAAGGAAAGGAGUGUGUGUCUAAAUGAGGGUUUGGGGAAGAGUCGCAGGGCGAGCGCGCGGGGCCGCCGCCGGACCGGCGCUGAGUGUCUGGGAACAGGCGGAGCGCGCGGCGUGGCUCCGGCCAGGAAAGCGCGGCAAGUAGGCUUGUUUGCGUGGAAGUUGCCUAGGGAAGCCGAGCUCUUGAGAGCCUCUUCUCCCUCUCCAGCCUCGCUCCGGCGGUGAGGUCACAGCGCUCCGAGCCCGGCCUCCUCGCGCCCCUCCCGCUCGCGCCUGCUCCACCUUGGGAACACAAGGCACCGAGGCGGAGAAUGGGGCUACCGCACGCCAUGGAGAAGUAGCCCCGGGGGCCGUGGAAAAUGAGGCCCGCCCUGCUGCUGCGGCUCGCGCUGCUGCUCGCCCUGCCCGGCAGCCUGGCGGAGAAGGGGUGCCCGUCUCCGCCCUGCGAAUGCCACCAGGAGGACGACUUCAGAGUCACCUGCAAGGAUAUCCACCUCAUCCCCAGCCUGCCGCCCAGGACUGAGACUCUGAAGCUCAUAGAGACACACCUGAAAGCCAUCCCCAGUCGUGCAUUUUCAAAUCUGCCCAAUAUUUCCAGGAUCUACUUGUCUAUAGAUGCAACUCUGCAGCGGCUGGAAUCACAUUCCUUCUACAAUCUGAGUAAGAUGACUCACAUAGAAAUUCGGAAUACCAGAAGUUUAACUUACAUAGAUCCUGAUGCCCUAGAAGAGCUCCCCCUCCUAAAGUUCCUUGGCAUUUUCAACACUGGACUUAGAAUAUUCCCUGACCUGACUAAAGUUUAUUCCACUGAUGUAUUCUUCAUACUUGAAAUUACAGACAACCCUUACAUGACUUCAGUCCCUGUAAAUGCAUUUCAAGGACUGUGCAAUGAAACUUUGACGCUGAAACUAUACAACAAUGGCUUUACUUCAGUCCAAGGACAUGCCUUCAAUGGAACAAAGUUGGAUGCUGUUUACCUAAACAAGAAUAGAUACCUGACAGUUAUUGACAAAGAUGCAUUCGGAGGAGUAUACAGUGGACCAACCCUACUGGAUGUGUCUUCUACCAGUGUUACUGCCCUGCCCUCCAAAGGCCUGGAGCAUCUGAAGGAACUGAUAGCAAGAAACACUUGGACUCUUAAGAAACUUCCACUUUCCUUGAGUUUCCUUCACCUCAUCCGGGCUGACCUUUCUUAUCCAAGCCAUUGCUGUGCUUUUAAGAAUCAGAAGAAAAUCAGAGGAAUCCUUGAGUCCUUGAUGUGUAAUGAGAGCAGUAUCCGGAGCCUACGUCAGAGAAAAUCUGUGCAUGCCUUGACUGGCCCCACCUACCAAGAAUAUGAAGAUCUGGGUGACAGCAAUGUUGGGUACAAGCAAAACUCCAAGCUCCAGGAUACCCACAGUAGCUCGCAUUAUUAUGUUUUCUUUGAAGAACAAGAGGACGAGAUCAUUGGCUUUGGUGAGGAGCUCAAAAACCCCCAAGAAGAGACUCUACAGGCCUUUGACAGUCAUUAUGACUACAUUGUGUGUGGGGAUAAUGAAGACAUGGUAUGCACCCCCAAGUCGGAUGAAUUCAACCCUUGCGAAGACAUAAUGGGCUACAGGUUCCUGAGAAUUGUGGUGUGGUUUGUUAGCCUGCUGGCUCUCCUGGGAAAUGUCUUUGUCCUGUUUAUCCUCCUCACCAGCCACUACAAACUGACCGUCCCACGCUUUCUCAUGUGCAAUUUGGCCUUUGCAGAUUUGUGCAUGGGGAUAUACCUGCUCCUCAUUGCCUCUGUGGACCUCUACACUCACUCAGAGUACUAUAACCAUGCUAUUGACUGGCAGACUGGCCCUGGCUGCAACACAGCUGGUUUCUUCACUGUUUUCGCCAGCGAGUUGUCGGUGUACACACUGACAGUCAUCACCCUGGAGCGCUGGUAUGCCAUCACCUUCGCCAUGCGCCUGGACCGGAAGCUCCGUCUCAGGCAUGCAUACGCCAUCAUGGUUGGUGGCUGGAUUUGCUGCUUCCUUCUUGCCCUGCUCCCUUUGGUGGGAAUAAGUAGCUAUGCCAAGGUCAGCAUCUGCCUGCCUAUGGACACGGAGACCCCUCUUGCUCUGGCAUACAUUGUCCUUGUUUUGUUGCUCAACAUUGUUGCCUUCAUCAUUGUCUGCUCCUGUUACGUGAAGAUCUAUAUCACAGUCCGAAAUCCCCAGUACAACCCUGGGGACAAAGACACCAAAAUUGCCAAAAGGAUGGCAGUGUUGAUCUUCACAGACUUCAUGUGCAUGGCUCCCAUCUCAUUCUAUGCUCUGUCAGCGCUUAUGGACAAACCUCUCAUCACUGUCACCAACUCUAAAAUUUUGCUGGUUCUCUUCUAUCCACUUAACUCCUGUGCCAAUCCAUUCCUGUAUGCUAUUUUCACCAAGGCCUUCCAAAGGGAUGUGUUCAUCCUACUCAGCAAGUUUGGAGUCUGUAAACGUCAGGCUCAGGUUUACAAGGGCCAAAGAGUUUGCUCAAAGAACAGUACUGGUAUUCAGAUCCAAAAGGUCACCCAGGGCAUGAAGCAGAGUCUCCCCAACAUGCAAGAUGCCUACGAACUGCUUGAAAACUCCCACCUCACUCCAAAUAAGCAGGGUCAAGUAUCAGAAGAGUACAAGCAAACAGUUUUGUAAAUUUAACCCAUGCUAUUCACAGUGGUAGGGGGAACUUACACAAGGCUGGUUUUAGUGAAUGUGUAUUCCAAUCCCAUCACCCACAAACACAGAGAUGACCUAAUUCUUGUGCAAAUGAUGUUUCAUGGGGCCAGAGUUCAUCUCCGGAUAGUAACUAGCAUUAGACCAAUCAUUGCCUCCAAGAAGGAAGAGAAACUACCAGCAUAGCUGAAUCCCAGGUGAUGUCAACAUAGUCUGUACUCUCCGCAGGACUUGCUUGAUACUAAGUGCAGAGAUGACCCUGUGUGGUUCAGCAAAUAUCAACGGGACCAUGUUAAUAUUGAUCUCACUUUUAUAUAGAAUUUCAUAGUAAAGAUUCAGCAGAUGGUCAAUGCUAUUAAUUUAGCUGGUGACCGCACUAUAAAAGCCGCCCUGCAUUGGCUCAGAUCAACGUUGUAUUCCCUGAAACGACCAAAGAGAGCUUCAGAUGCUUAAAACUGAAAAGCUUAACAUGAAUAGAUGUUGUGCAAUAGCUAUAGUGAGGCCUGAAGAAGGGGGAAGUUUUAGUGUUAAAUUGCAUUCUUGGACUGAAAUUACUGGUCAUCUCUUCACUAGGAUCUACCUGAUGUGACCCAGCUGUUAUAGUUGCUUGGAGAAACUGGUAAAGUUUCACCUUAUCUGGCCUAGCGAGCUCUUCUUGGCUAGGCUCAUAGCAUAAAAGAUAUGAACUCUAGAGAGUAUUUCUAAAUAGAAAAGCAUUUCUAAAUAGGAAGUAAGGGCAGAGCACACUUAAUCACCUGUUAACCUGUAUAGCAGGUUGGACAUCAGGCAGUUAUAGGACUUUGAACAAGUCACUUGGCCUCAAAAGUCUGAAAAGAAAGGAGCUGGGUGUCUCCUUCCAUUUAAAAUCUCCAGAUAUGUGUCUCUUUAACUCAAAACAUGUAUUUCUGUGACAGAGACAAAGAAGAGCACUAAUUAAGUUGAAUCUUUUUUUUCUUCUGUAUUGUAGAGCUGCUUUCUCCUUCUUUUUGGAACCUAGACAUAUGACCCAGGAAAUUUUUUCUUUAUUUCACAUUUGGUCAUGUUGUCUGAAGAAAAAAUGCUGUUGAGUGGAUUGGAUACAAAUCCUUCAUCUACUACUAGAAUCAUGAGGCUAAAAACAAGUUGCUAUUUCUAUAGCUGGAUUAAAAAGUGUUUUGCAAAUGUUGGUUAUUUAGAGUUACUACAAUAUGCAGUGCCAUUUGAAAGCAUUUGUCUUCGAGGAUUGUUUCUUAGUCCUUUUCAGUCUACACCCCACAUAGAAGCUGUCAAGAGAGAUAACUUCUCUGAUACUGCCAGCUUUUUCUAGUGUGGUUGCUUACUGGACAUAAAAUCUGUAUUCCUCAUCGGUACUUUUUUACUUCACGCAGCCAGGAAUGGAUGUACGUUUAGCUACGGAUGUACGUUCCAGGUAACUUUCCAUGGUAGCCCCUUAAUUUCUUGCUAGCAGAGUCUCCAAGCAGAGGUGGCAUUUUCUUCUCAUUGCAUAUAAAAUACAGUAUGAAAGAAAUGGGUUGUUCCAGUUGAAGCCUGUGGAGUAGGAUUCGUGGGCUCUCAGAAAUGAUCCCCACAUGACUCAGCGGGAAGAUCUCCACAACCACAACCAUUCUUGAUAACCACUGACACUUGUGCAACUCCAUAGAAAUAGUACAAACAUCUAAAAUCAUGACUUUCCUAGCAGUUUUCACUUGUACCUAAUGAAAUUCAACAAAUAUGUUAACUUUUGGUAUGUGUUCUCUUGUGACAUUUUGAAACAUCCAUAGAUAAUGUAUUUUAUCUUGAGUAGCUAAACUAGUAUUUUGGAAACAGUCCAAGAAGAAUGACUUUAACAGAAUUACUACUAAAAUUUACAUCCACAACAUGAAAUAAAUUUUCUUCAUAUGAAAUGAU
Chinchilla lanigera (long-tailed chinchilla) is the source of this 4867-nucleotide messenger RNA. RefSeq names its product thyroid stimulating hormone receptor (gene Tshr). Bases 668 to 2959 code for a protein of 763 amino acids. Lineage: Eukaryota; Metazoa; Chordata; Mammalia; Rodentia; Chinchillidae. Gene Ontology annotation, cellular component: membrane. The transcript has 10 exons. Gene Ontology annotation, biological process: G protein-coupled receptor signaling pathway. Gene Ontology annotation, molecular function: thyroid-stimulating hormone receptor activity. The record is from RefSeq and is a predicted model, not a curated record.